AUGUUGGGGAGAGGCAGAACUGCGGCCCCGCUGAGGGGCGGCCGCCGCUUUUCCGCCCCUUCGAGAGCGUGGGAUGGCGGGGAGUUCUUCGUCGGGCAGCGUCCAUGAGCUGCUGGGGUUGAGGGGAUCGGGCCGGCAGUGCGGUGCCCUCGCUGCCUCUGCAACGCGCCGGAGCCGCCGCUGAGCGCGGCCUCCUGCCCGUUACCGCCCCGUGCGCUUCGGUGCAGUCACCGUCAGCAAAAUCAAUGAAAGGGACUCCGCCGUGCCUUCCCACAUCCCGCCGGUGAGCAGCCGGCUUUGCUGGCCUUUGGGAGUGGGCAGGCCCUGGCACAGGGUGCCCAGAGCAGCUGGGGCUGGCCCUGCAUCCCUGGCAGUGCCCAGGGCCAGGUUGGACUUUCAGGGCUUGGAGCAGCCUGGGACAGUGGAAGAAUUCCCUGCCCAUGGCACUGGAUGGGCUUUAAGGUCCCUUCCCAUCCAAACCAUUCCAUGCUAAUUUUGUGGUUUAUUCAGGCCAAGUGAGAUGCAGAAAAUAAAAGUUAUUACUUUCCAUUUCUCGUGCCUGUUGUUGAAAUGUGGAACGGUUCAGUCCCAAUACCACAGAAGGAAUAAACACCAACAGUACCAACUCAGAUUUCAGCUCCUGGUUACAGAAUUCAGAUGGUAACAUUGUAAAACCUUAAUAAAAUACAUAAACAUUUAAUUUAGAAAUCCUCUAUAAAAACGAUUCGUAAGAUAUUGUUUAUUUAUAAGGCAUCAUUAUAAGAAAAUUUUAUAAAAGGUGUCAAAUACUGGAGAGCUUGGCUGGUGUUUACAGCCUGAUUAAGUGCUUGUUUUGGUACAAAUCGGUCUAAUAAUUACAAAUAUAUAUCGAAAUACAGUAUUUACAUAUAUUAACAUAUAUAAUGACAGUAUAAUAAUUUAUCGGUGUAAAUAAUCAGCUGCAGUGAUUAUUUCGGUCACUUCUGAGACAACGACCCUUCCCUUACCCGAUCACCUCUUCUACUUCUUCACGGGUUUUCCAUAUUUAGUGCCAGCAGGGUUGAGGACAGCAUGCGUUGGGAAUAUCCGCGAUUCCUUCCGGACGCGGGCAUUUAAACUGCCCGCCGGCUCCCGCUCCUUUUGCCCGGCUUCGGGCACCAACCGGCGGAGCGCUACGGGCGGCGCACCCGGAAGUGGCGGAGCGCUUUGAGCGGUGCACCCGGAAGUGGGCGGAGGUUCGGGACGAGCAUCCUCGUGAUGGCGGCGGCACCGCUGCGUGUGCUGGCGUGUGGCGACGUGGAGGGGCGGCUGGACGCGAUCUUCGGGCGGGUCCGCGCCAUCCAGGCCAAGAGCGGCCGCUUCGACAUGCUUUUGUGUGUCGGGAAUUUCUUUGGCUCUACUUCCGAGGCAGAAUGGGCCGAUUACCGCACGGGGGCCAAGAAAGCUCCAAUCCCAACCUACGUGCUUGGUGCUAACAACCCGGACACCCUGAGCUACUUCCCAGAUGUCAGCGGCUGUGAGUUGGCUGAGAACAUCACUUACCUGGGCCGCAGGGGCGUGUUCAGCGGCUGCUCGGGGCUGCAGAUCGCAUACCUGAGCGGCACCGAGGCGCAGCAGCAGCCCGCGCCCGCCCACUGCUUCGGCGCCAAGGACGUGGCUGAGCUGAAAGCCUCCCUGCUCUCCACCCCAAACUUCAGGGGUGUGGAUAUACUGCUGACAUCCCCCUGGCCCAGAGAUGUGGGGACUUUUGCCAACAGCGCGGGAGAAAUAGAUACCAAGAAGUGUGGCUCCAAGUUAGUAUCAGAUCUGGCUGCAAGUCUCAAACCAAGGUACCAUUUUGCUGCCCUGGAGAAGGCCUAUUAUGAAAGACUUCCUUACAGGAAUCACAUGGUGCUACAGGAGACCCCACAGCACGUCACUAGGUUUAUUGCCCUUGCUGAUGUUGGCAACACAAGCAAGAAAAAGUACCUCUAUGCCUUCAGCAUCGUGCCCAUGAGCUCAAUGGACCCUGCAGAGCUGGUGAAGCAGCCUCAGGACGUCACCGAAAAUCCCUACCGGAAACUGAGGAAGGAGGCUCCCAAGAGCAAAGCCCCGCUCUCUGCAGAGGAAGAACCAGCUUGUCAGUUUUUCUUUGACUUGAACAAGCAUCAGGGAAAGAAACGUCCCUCAGAGGGGAAAGAGGGAGGGGACUCCCAGCCUAAGCAAGCCAAGAAACCCCCUCAGCCCACGGGGCCCUGCUGGUUCUGCCUGGCCAGCCCAGAGGUGGAGAAGCACUUGGUUGUCAGUAUUGGCACACAUUGCUACCUUGCCCUGGCCAAAGGGGGUUUGUCUCCUGACCACGUCCUGAUUUUGCCAAUUGGGCACUAUCAGUCAGUGGUGGACUUGUCUUCAGAGGUGCUGGAAGAAGUGACCAAGUACAAGGCUGCUCUAAAGGAAUUUUUCAGAAGCAAGGGAAAGAGAUAUGUCCUAUUUGAAAGAAACUAUAGGAGUCAGCAUUUGCAGCUACAGGUCAUCCCUGUCCCACUGGACCUCUGUACAUCUGAAGACAUCAAGGAGGCCUUUAUUACACAAGCACAGGAGCAGCAGAUUGAGCUGUUAGAAAUCCCAGAGCACUCGGAUAUCGCGCAGGUGGCUCAGCCGGGGACGCCGUACUUCUACGUGGAGCUGGACUCGGGGGAGAAGCUGUUCCACCGCAUCCGCGGCCGCUUCCCGCUGCAGUUCGGCAGGGAGGUGCUGGCGAGCGAGGCGCUGCUGGCGCAGCCGCAGCGCGCGGACUGGCGGCAGUGCGCCGCCCCGCGGCCCGAGGAGGCGGCGCAGGCCCGCGCCUUCCGCCGCGACUUCGAGCCCUUCGACUUCUCCCUCCGCGACUGA
Molecule: messenger RNA, 2850 nt
Organism: Taeniopygia guttata (zebra finch)
Lineage: Eukaryota; Metazoa; Chordata; Aves; Passeriformes; Estrildidae
Gene: CWF19L1
Product: CWF19 like cell cycle control factor 1
Biological process (GO): mRNA splicing, via spliceosome
Cellular component (GO): post-mRNA release spliceosomal complex
Molecular function (GO): RNA lariat debranching enzyme activator activity
Source: RefSeq, a predicted model, not a curated record